Molecule: messenger RNA, 3677 nt
Organism: Lethenteron reissneri (Far Eastern brook lamprey)
Lineage: Eukaryota; Metazoa; Chordata; Hyperoartia; Petromyzontiformes; Petromyzontidae
Product: intraflagellar transport protein 57 homolog
Biological process (GO): intraciliary transport; non-motile cilium assembly
Cellular component (GO): microtubule organizing center; Golgi apparatus; intraciliary transport particle B
Source: RefSeq, a predicted model, not a curated record
GCUACGGCGCCCGCCGUCUCCACGGCAACGCGGCCUAGCAGCAGCAGCAGCGGGAGGCGGCAAGAGAUGGACGAGACGGAGAGUGAGCAUGGACCAGGGACCGCACAUCAGGCGUUCCUCACGAUGGAGGAACUCGGCGAUAAACUGAAGCUCCUUCGAUACGAAGAGACUUUCCUCAAACAACACAACAUGAAGCCUCUCUCCAGGCAUUACUUUGCAUUGGCCACUAAUCCAGGCGAGCAGUUCCAUGCAUUUGCAUCACUAGCCAGCUGGCUGAUCAAUCAGGCAGGACGGCCCUUCGAAGCGCCACACGAGCACGAUGACCCCAACGCCACGCUGGCGCGCAUCCUCACAGAGCUGCGGAACACGGGAGCUGCGGUGGAUUUCCCUCCGUCGCGGCUCAAGACGGGCUGUGGGGAGCUCGUAUGCUACACCCUGGAUCGGUUGGCAGAGGCCGCACUGACGCACAGCAACUUCGCAUGGCAAAUGCCGCUGUAUCCAGAGGAGGUGCAGGAAGAUGAGGCGAUCGUGAUUGAUGACUCCGAGCUCACUCUUGAUAAAGUGGAAGAAAGCGCCGGGGGGAAUGUCGAUGAUUAUGAAGAUGAGGAGGAGGAUGAAAACUUGCUCGACUUGGACAAGAUUCGGAGCAAGAAACAGGAGACACCUGGGGCCGACGUCCUGGAGUCUCAGACCGAUGCAGCAGCGUGGAGCCUGGAGCUGGAGCGCAUCCUCCCUCAGCUGCGGGUCACCGUGCGCAGCGACCACAAGGACUGGCGAUCUCAUAUUGAGCAGAUGCACCAACAUCGUCAGGGAAUCGAUUCGGCACUUCUGGACAGCAAGGGUCAGCUGGAGCGACUGCAAGAGGAGAUGUCUCGGACUCUGGAGAAAAUCUCGAGCCGUGAGAAGUACAUGAACGCACAGCUCGAGGGUCUCAUCCAGCAGUACCGCACCGUGCAGCAGCAGCUGGCGCAGGUCAAGGAUCAGUACCGGCAGGGCAGUGGAGGGGUGACCGAACGAGCGCAGACGCUUGCCGAGAUCACAGAAGAGCUCGAAAAGGUGAAACAAGACAUGGAGGAAAGAGGAAGCAGCAUGACUGAUGGAGGGCCCCUGGUGCGCAUCAAGCAGGCCCUCACCCGCCUCAAGCAGGAGACGGAGCACAUGAACGUGCGCGUGGGGGUCGUGGAGCACAUGCUGCUGCAGGCGCGCGUCAGUGACAAGCAUGACAUGACUCGCGAUAUGCACGCCAACGGCACCUACUAGGGCGACAUUCGCAUCGCUCCCUGGCGUCACCCUCCUCCUCAUCCACCGUUGCCACUCUACUGCAUCCAGGACCUUCAUUUCUCUCAAUGUUUUCUGUAUCGCGGUAGACCAGGAGCUGGCACGCGACCUGCAGCCAUGGCAAGAGGUAUAUACUGGGUGCGGUGUGGCGGCUGCCGAAAUAUUAUCUUGGUCAGCGAGCCACAGGCAGACCCCAGCUGAAAUGUGAAGCCCCCCCGACGGCAUCGCAACCCACGCCCAUUAGUCAUGAGCAAAGUCGAAUGGUCCCGUAACUUGUCAAUGUUUACAUGUUAAAUGGCAUGUAGCAGGCGUGCGUUGAACCAUCCAAGGAGCUUUGUAAAUGCAUUGUUCUCUCGGCUACUGUUACUCGAGUUGAAAUGUGUUAUUUCAUUUGAAGAACACUUGUAUUGAUAUGUGUAACCGUGACAAUGCCAAGGUUACAUAUAUUAAAUAUUUUGCCACUGGUAAAGGAGGUCUCAUAGCGUAAAUUAAACAAGUGAUGUGUUGUGUUGACCAUUUUCGCUUAAAAUCACGGAUCAGGAACGAUUGCCAGAAAACCGACAUCUCUGUUCCACGCAAGAAACAUUCUGCUCAUGUUCUCACUUUAUUUCGCUUCUGUCCACUUCCAAAAAUAUUCCUUCACAAUGUCAUUUACAUCAAAUGGAAUGGUGAAUAUAACAUGUUUCAAUCUGCAAUUGUUAAAACUUGUACAAUGUAAACCACAAUGGCAUGGCAACCUAAUACGGGGGCAUUUUCAAAUCAUGUGUGAUGUAAAUAGGCAUAAUGACAUUUACACAGUUUAUUGGACAUUUAAUUUGUCCACUCCACUUUGCAAGUACUGGUCUUGCCAGAACGGCGUCCGCUUUACUUAUUUCAACUCCCAAUUCACAACUCGAUUGUACGGAUUUUAUUUUGUUCACACUCGUAAAACGAACACAGAAACGCGAACAAUUUUACAAAGUCGGCAGACUUGCGACCAAAUUCACUGCAGCAGCUUGUCACGGAUGGAGCUGUGGCAGAAGAGCUUCAGCUUCCAGGGCAGCACGCGCACCUGCACGUCCAUCGCCUCGUACUCCUCGCUGUCGAUGCUGAACCAGCCACCCUGCACCUGGAGGGGGGGCAGACCCGUCCAGCACGUCAAACGCUGGGCAACCGGAAGAGGUCACUAGCUUAUCGACGAAAAAUUAACCCGUAAAAACAAAGUUUUUCACUAUAAAUCCUUUCUAUGCGUGGCGGCUAGAGUCCUCUCGUCCUCUGGCUUGAGAUGGCUGCCACCAUUAAGCAAUUGGUAAUUAAAUAUAAUUUAUUUUUUCCUAAAAAGAGUAAAAUUUUUGAAAAAAAUUUUCACGAAAAUUAAUUGUCACGCACAACGAGUCUGUGUGCAAAAUGUCAGCUCGAUUGGAUCACGGGAAGUGGGUUAAAAAACGACCGAAAGAUUUGCACGGUCGUAAGCAAGCAAGUGAACUUAAUAUAAAGGAUUUUUAAAAAGGCGUUCUCCUUCACAUUCGCAACAAACCAUCUCAUUUACAACGUUACAGUCACACUUGCUGUGGUGUUACGGCGAGCGCACUGGGCGUGCAAUCCAGAGGUUGCUUGUGUUAGAUUUGAAAUUGCUGCAAGUUUCUCAGAUCUCCCCGCCUCUGUCCAUCUCCCAGCAGUGUAACUGGUCACAACCGCAGCCGAUCGGCAGGUGACGCUUGCUGGGGAAAGUGCGAGUAUUUCCACCUCCGAGACGAUUGGCCAGUUUAGAAGAGUAGGCCAAAGAACUCCCUCUAUUCAUGGGGCUCUAGAACUCCCUCUAUGGAGGCCAUUCUGGCAGCAGUGGCAUGAGCUAUUGCAAGUCUGCACGGCUCUUUCGCUGUACAAUACACUUAUACUCUGUAGUAUAACAUCAUUCGAAAUUACCAUUUGCUUCAAUAGCACAUUGUAGUUUUGUUGAACGAGUUUUUGGUACGCCUAUAAUGUUAAGUGACAUUCUGAAAACACGUCAACUAUGCAUACAUUCCAUAUGUGUUCACUCCUAAAUAUUCCAUGUUAAUAGUUAACGAAGGUUUAUUUCUAAUAUUAUUUCUGUUCAAAACAUUAUGGCUCUGUUUAUUUGUGUGAAGACUAAACAACAGAGUGGAAGAGUUUGAAGAUAAUCUUGCAAUUAUCUAGGCACUGUAGCCAAGUGGAGCCAUCUCAUUGAAGAGGUGACUUCUGCUAUGUUUGUGGUCUGACUGGCAUCUUGUCUAUGGCAUGCAUGAUAAUAACAUUGUCAUUAAUUAACUACAUGCCAACAACGUAUCUUUGAAGUGCGUGGUUUCCGGUUUGGGUUGCCCGUUUCUCCUCAAGCGCUCGCGUUGCUGCCGCGGGUGUCUUGAGGAGUUUGAUUUAAUUAAAUCUCUUUUAAGCAGCAA